This is a messenger RNA of Lipotes vexillifer (Yangtze River dolphin), 1023 nucleotides long. Lineage: Eukaryota; Metazoa; Chordata; Mammalia; Artiodactyla; Lipotidae. The record is from RefSeq and is a predicted model, not a curated record.
AUGAAGCUACAGGGGCGUCUGGCCUGCCUCCUGCUGCUCCUGUGCCUGGGCAGUGGGGAGGCUGGCCUACUGCUGAGUGGAGGGGAGAGCUCUGGAGCAGGGGCCAUGGAGGCCACUGGACACGGGGUGGGAGAGGCCAUUGGACAAGAAGCGGGAGAGGCCAUCAAGCACGGAGUUGGGGAGGCCGCUGAUGGAGGGGCUGGAGAGGCAGCGGGUUCUGGAGUCAAGGAGGCCAUGGGCCCCGGCGUGGGGGACACUCUCGCCCGUGGAGCUGAGGAAGCGGCCCUUGCUCUUGGAAACACUGGGAGUGAGGCUGGCAGACAGGCUGAGAAUGUCAUUCAGCAUGGAGUGGAUGCUGCCCACAGCUCCUGGCAGGGGAUGCCUGGUGUCAACGGUGCUUUGGCAGCUGUGGACCAACCUCCUUACGGCUCAAGGAGAGGCAGCGACAACCCAAAUGCAGAGGGAAGCAGCAGCAAUGGCAGGAACAGCGGUGGCAGCAUCAGUGGUGGCAGCAGCGGCAGCAGCAGUGGUGGCAGCAGCGGUGGCAGUUCUGGGCCCCACUGGGUAAGUUCUCCUUUGUUGAAGGCAGAGGUGGGGCCCCUGGUGGUCCCUGCUGAGGAAACCCACUCCGAGGUCUUCCUGAAAGCUGCCAGCCCCAGGGUUCCAGGAGAGGGUGACGGCUCCUCCUCGGGUAGCAGGGGUGGAAGUGGUGGGAACAAACCCGAGAACUCUCAGAUGUCUCCUGGGCUCUUCAGCUUUGAUACUUUCUGGAAGAAUUUAAAAUCCAAGCUGGGUUUCAUGAACUGGGACGCCAUCAACAAGAACCAAGUCCCAAACCUCAGCACUCGCAUCCUCCUGUACUUCCGUCAACUCUGGGAGAACUACGAUUAUAACCAGCAGACAUACCCUACUGCCAAUGGGGGGCAGGACUCAGCCAAGAUCCCCACUAAGGGGGGAGUCACGAUUUCUUCCUCGGCUUCCCGGGCGCGACCUGACCUGCUGCAGUGGGUGAAGUUUUGGUAG